This is a messenger RNA of Phytomonas sp. Hart1, 528 nucleotides long. The record is from the annotation of a GenBank genome assembly. NCBI's taxonomy places the organism in Eukaryota, Euglenozoa, Kinetoplastea, Trypanosomatida, Trypanosomatidae.
AUGGAGAUCAACAGCACCCUAAUUGAGUGUUACAACGGGAAGAACCGCGGACAGCUGCUCUUCAAUCUCCUUAUCCUGGAUGCGCCGACACCGAGCAACCUGCCGAUCUACAUCAAGGAGCUCCAGCGCCGGGGGAUUCAUCACCUCGUUCAGGUCUGCGGUCCGACCUACGACAAAAGCAUGGUCGAGCGGAGCGGGAUUACGGUACACACAUGGGCCUUCGAUGACGGCGGCGCCCCUCCAAGCUCUGUCGUGGAUAGCUGGCUGCGGCUCCUUCAGGCCGAGAAAACGCGUCUGGAGGAGGGCGAGCUGAAGACCCCGAGUACGAUCGGGGUGCAUUGUGUGGCCGGGCUCGGACGAGCGCCGAUCCUCGUUGCGCUGGCGAUGGUGGAGUUCAACGAAGUAGACCCUCAAGAUGCGAUUCUGAUGAUCCGAUCAAAGCGCCGAGGGGCGAUUAAUCAGGUGCAGAUGCAGUGGUUAAUGAAGUAUAAGCGUCGUCAAUCAAACGGGAAUUGUGUGAUGUUGUAG